AUGCCGAAAUCCCCUUCCCCGCCAUCUUCGGGGAAGAAGAGACCGCAUCCCUCCAGCGAAACCCCUCCAACCCAGUCCGACAAUACCGCCAAUAACCCCUCCACUGCAACCAAUCUCCCCUCCACCUCGCCCGCGCUGUCCACCACGACCUCGUCCUCUGCGUCCUCCUCAUUCCGCAAUGUCUCGGCCUGCAAUCGCUGCCGUCUGCGCAAGAACCGCUGCGACCAGCGUUUGCCGCGAUGCCAGUCCUGCGAGAAGGCGGGGGUGCGCUGUGUCGGCUACGACCCCAUUACCAAGCGAGAGAUCCCGCGCAGUUAUGUCUAUUUCCUGGAGACCCGGGUGGCCUAUCUCGAGAAGCAGCUGGCCAUGCAUAAUGUCGAAUUCAAGAAAGCGGUAGCCUUCGACGAAGAGGAAGCGGUCAAAGUCGAGACCGAAGGUGAUUCCCACCGCGGUGAUGGCACAGCCGGCGAGGCCUCAACUGCGGAUAAGGCACAAGGGAGGAAUCCAAGAGUGAAAGAAGAGUCUGCCGACCAAAACUUCGACGGUGAUGCGGCCCGCGAUGGAGAUGGAGACGAGGAGAACUGGCGACUACACAAUCUAGUGUCGAACAUUGGCAUGGUCUCGGUGCAAGGAACUUCUGAUCCUCGAUACCUGGGCUCUACAUCCGGGAUUUCGUUCGCGCGAGUUGUGUUUGCUGCCGUACGGAGCUCUCUUCCGGGCAACAUGCCGGACCGCGCUCCGGUCCGUACGAGUGAACGUCUGCCCCAGGGCGCUGCCGGCGCCCCCGGCGUUGGCGGGGGGUCGAUGCGAGAUUCGUUUUUCGGGCUGCAAACAAGACCGAUGAUGAAACGAGCUGCCUUCCCAGAUCGGGAGCUCGCCGAGAGGCUAGUUGACCUGUAUUUUGAACACGCGAAUCCUCAGAUGCCCAUUCUCCAUCGAGGCGACUUCAUGGAGCUCUUGGACCGCACAUAUCAGUUAGAGGAGAAGAACCGAUCUCCCCGGGCCCUCUACACCCUCAAUAUCGUGUUUGCCAUCGGCGCGGGCGUCAUUUACGACGAUAAGUCCCAAGGCUCAGAUGACGAAAGUCGCUCUAGCCGCGACCGGUCAUCAUCUACGUCGAAAAGACCGAGACUCUCAAGUCAUCAGUAUCAACCAGAGGAAUACCAUGCAUCUGCGAUCAUUCACCUGGAGUCAUUCCUUGGCUCCUCGUCCAGCGAAGGCUUCGGCGGGCUGGAGGAGCUUCAAGCAGUGCUUCUCUUAGCCAGCUUUGCCUUGCUGCGGCCGGUUGCUCCCGGUCUCUGGUACAUCGUCGGAGUUGCUACGCGCUUGGCUGUGGACCUCGGACUUCACUACGAGGACGGGGUAGGCAUCGAUUCGGGUGCGAAAGAUGGCAGCCAAACCAAACCGCGCAUCGACGCCCGCGAACGAGGCCGGCGCGAAUGGGUGCGUGACCUCCGCCGUCGUCUGUGGUGGUGCGUCUACAGUUUCGACCGUCUUGUUGCGACCUGCGUCGGACGGCCGUUCGGCAUUAGUGAUCAAGCGAUUAGCACCGAGUUCCCGUCUAUGAUGGACGACAAGUUCAUCACUAAAGCUGGCCUCCUAACACCUCCCGAUGGCACCCCGACAUAUAAGCACGUCGCAUUCCAUUACUUCAAGCUCCGUCUCCUCCAAUCCGAAAUCCACGAUGUCCUCCAAUUCCAACAGGCGCGUGCCGUACGAAGAAGAGCUUCGAGCGGCACCGUUAUCCUUCCUCAUGCCGAACUUACCUCUCCUUUCCUCCAGGGCUUUGACACCUUCCGCUCCUGGCGCCACGAUGUACAUCGUCGUCUGGUGGAAUGGCUCGAGACCGCCCCGACACGCUCCGACACUGGCGUGCGAUUCUCUAUCGAACUGCUUGAGCUGAAUUAUUGGCAAGCUAUUAUUCUGCUGUAUCAACAGAGUUUGACUGUUCCCGCUGAACUGGCGAGCGAGUUGACUCCGGAUGACGUUUCUAGUCCGUCUUUCUCUAAUGUGGAUGAAGGCGACGAGGAGGACCACGUUUACCUCAACGUAGCUGAGGCUGGUCAGAAGGUGAUUCGGAUUUAUCGUCAACUUCACCGGGUGCGCUUGGUCAACUACACUUAUCUGGCCACCCACCAUAUUUUUAUGGCUGGUACGAACGAUGCGUCUCCCUCUCUUGUUCGUUGUCAUGUCAUUAACACUGUUCUUCUAGGAAUUUCCUUUUUGUAUGCGAUCUGGCAUUCGCCCCUGGUGCGAAGCCGUUUGACACUCGACGAAGUCGAUUUCACCGUUCUUGCUGCAACCUCAGUUCUUGGGGACUUGUUCCAUAAGUGUCCUCCCGCAGAGGCUUGCCGAGAUGCCUUUGAGCGCAUGAGCAAAGCCACUGUCCAGAUGUGCCUGUCCACCACCGGCUUCGGGUCGCAGGUUGACAUGAGCCGCAUCCAAGCCACUACGCGUUCAGGCGGCUCUUUCCAGUCUGGUGGACCACGGCAACCGUCGAUGGACCAGCGGCCACACCUUGGCCAAGGCCAGGCUCGGCGAAAUACGCAGACCCGCGUCACUCGCCCGCCUCCUAAAUUCGACAUGAACCUGGCGGAUUUGUUCAACGACAAUACUCCGCUUGCCGAUCGGUCUCGACCUGGAGGGCCAUCUUUCCCUGUCCGCUCAGAGUUCACGGACUCGUCGGCUCCCGGCUUCGCCGCUGACCGCUCUUCUCGGCAAUUCGGUCAGCGCACCCCUUCUAUGGAGUACUAUCUCAAGUACGAGAACCCAGGGUCUCCACAGCCCCCGCCACAGUUCUUCUAUGGGGGUUCGCCUGGUUCACCUGGUAGUGUAGCCGCCAACUCCGGCAAUGGGCCCCACGCCGUCCCACCUACUGAGGCCGACGCGCAGCAAUCAGGCAUCAGCCUCGAUUUCUUGGAUUUUGGGUCUGGGGAUGCGGAGAACGCAGCCGGCAUGGACCCCGAUGUCAAUGCGGAUUACAGUUUGGCGAACAUGCCCUCUCUCGGCCAUAAUUUGGGCCAGAACGUGGGGAUUGAUCUGGGGUUCGGUAUGGCAGUCGACUUCCAGCAUGAUUGGAGUGAGAAUCCCAACUACGAUCUUUUAGAGGGCUAUUUCUUUGGCGGUUCGGGAGCAGGCGCUUCUGGUGGUGAUGCUUAG
This is a messenger RNA of Penicillium riverlandense, 3159 nucleotides long. Its product is annotated as Zn(II)2Cys6 transcription factor. The record is from RefSeq and is a predicted model, not a curated record. Gene Ontology annotation, biological process: positive regulation of transcription by RNA polymerase II; DNA-templated transcription. Gene Ontology annotation, molecular function: zinc ion binding; sequence-specific DNA binding; DNA-binding transcription factor activity, RNA polymerase II-specific. The transcript has 2 exons. Bases 1 to 3159 code for a protein of 1052 amino acids. NCBI's taxonomy places the organism in Eukaryota, Fungi, Ascomycota, Eurotiomycetes, Eurotiales, Aspergillaceae.